Pelodiscus sinensis (Chinese soft-shelled turtle) is the source of this 1360-nucleotide messenger RNA. The record is from RefSeq and is a predicted model, not a curated record. NCBI's taxonomy places the organism in Eukaryota, Metazoa, Chordata, Testudines, Trionychidae.
AUGGGGAAUGCACUGAGCCUGGGAAGCAGGCCUCGCCGGAGCGGGGGUUGUGUCUGGGGGUGCUUUGUGUGUCUUUCUAAUGGGUCUCUUGUUGCAGAGCCGCCCGGCUGCCCAUCGCAGCUGGCAGUGGAGGACGUGAAUGAUAACUCGGUGUCUCUGGCAUGGAAAGCCCCAGAGCAGACCGGCUCUGCUGCCCUAGAUGGAUACCUGGUGGAGUGCUGCAAAGAUGGAACUGCAGACUGGGUAGCUGCGAACAAAGAACUCUUCCUUUCUACUCACUACACAAUCCACAACCUGGCCUCCGGAGACAAACUUCAGAUCCGCGUGAAGGCUGUGAACGCAAGUGGCACCAGUGUUCCAGCCGUCCUGGAGCAGCCUGUCGUCAUCAGAGAGAUACUUGAGCCUCCGAAGAUCCGCGUGCCGCGCCACCUGCGGCAGACGUACAUCCGGCCCGCGGGAGAGGUGGUGAACCUGUUGAUCCCCUUCCAGGGAAAGCCGAGGCCCCAGGUGAGCUGGAGCAAGGAUGGCCGGCCCCUGGAUCCCACGCGGGUGACCGUGCGCAAUGGCGACAGGGACACGGUUUUCUUCAUUCGCAAGGCAGAGCGCAGCGACUCUGGCCAGUACCAGCUGACCGUCAGGAUCGACAGGCUGGAGGACAAAGCCACCAUUGACCUGCGCGUGGUCGAGCUGCCGGGCCCGCCAGAGAACCUGAAGCUGGUUGACGUGUGGGGGUUUAACGUAGCGCUGGAGUGGAGCCCGCCGAAGGACACCGGGAACGCUGGGAUCCGGGGAGCGGGUGUGUGGAAAGGGAUAAAGCGCUCACGGCAAUGGUUCACCGUGCUGGAGCACUGCCCCCGCCCCAGCUGCACCAUCUCGGACCUCAUCAUCGGCAACAACUACGCCUUCCGGGUGUUCUCGGAGAACGCCUGCGGGCGCAGCGCCACGGCCGCCGUCGCCACGGAGCUGGCCCACAUCCGGAAGCCAGAAAUUGCUUACAAGCCUGAGAAAUAUUCGGGCCGGGACUUCUCCGAGCCUCCCAAAUUCACGCAGCCCUUGGCGGACAGGUGCACCACCCGGGGCUACAACACCCAGCUCUUCUGCUGCGUCCGGGCCUUCCCCAAGCCCAAAAUCAUCUGGCUGAAAAACCAGAUGGAGAUUCGGGAAGACCCCAAGUACAUCGCGGCGAUCAACGAGGGGGUCUGCUCGCUGGAGAUCCGCAAGCCCAGCCCCUUCGACGGCGGCGUCUACACCUGCAAGGCAGUGAACCCCCUCGGGGAAGCCUCGGUGGACUGCCGGCUGGACGUGAAAGUACCCCAGUGAGGGCCACGUGGCGGGGCUGCUGCACAACAAGGCAAGUGGG